AUGAAAGCAUUAGCAAGACUUGUUCUGGGGCUUAUCAUCUUCGAUGCUGCUGUGACUGCUCCAACUUUAGAGACCAUCAACUAUGACUCAGAAACUUAUGACGCCACCUUGGAAGACCUGGAUAAUUUAUACAACUAUGAAAACAUGCCUAUUGGUCAAGCCGAGAUUGAAAUAGCGACAAUGAUGCCUUCAGGGAACAGAGAGCUCCUCACCCCACCCCCACAGCCAGAGGAGGCUGAAGAGGAAGAGGAGGAGGAGUCGACCCCCAGACUAAUUGAUGGUUCUUCCCCCCAGGAGCCUGAAUUCACCAGGGUUCUGGGCCCACACACCAGUGAAGAUUUCCCAACUUGCCUUCUGUGUACCUGUAUAAGUACCACUGUAUACUGUGAUGACCAUGAACUUGAUGCUAUUCCUCCACUGCCCAAGAACACUGCUUAUUUCUAUUCCCGCUUUAACAGAAUUAAAAAGAUCAACAGAAAUGACUUUGCAAGCCUAAGUGAUUUAAGGAAGAUUGAUCUGACAUCAAAUUUAAUAUCUGAGAUUGAUGAAGAUGCAUUCAAAAAGCUGCCUCAGCUCCGGGAGCUAGUCCUACGUGACAAUAAAAUACGGCAACUCCCCGAGUUGCCAAGCACUCUGACGUUCAUUGAUGUCAGCAACAACAGGCUUGGAAGGAAAGGCAUAAAGCAAGAAGCAUUUAAAGAUAUGUAUGACCUCCAUCACCUCUACCUCACAGAUAACAACUUGGACCACAUCCCUCUGCCACUCCCAGAAAACUUACGGGCCCUUCAUCUCCAGAAUAACAACAUUCUGGAGAUGCACGAAGAUACUUUCUGCGACAUUAAAAACUUGACUUACAUUCGUAAGGCACUAGAAGAUAUCCGAUUGGAUGGAAACCCCAUCAAUCUGAGCAAAACUCCUCAAGCAUACAUGUGCCUACCUCGUUUGCCGAUUGGGAGCCUUGUCUAAAUCAGACAAUGAUUAGCUUUAUGAUGCCUACUACAGCGAAGCAAUUCUUACUGCUCUCUUCACAAACAAAACUCAGCAUGAUACUACUUUCACAUUGUGUUCGGAAAGGUGAUAUUGUUACAUAAAGUACAACUCAAAGUUUUAAAAUAUGAUGGCAGUUAGGUAAUCUUAGAAAACACCACACAUCAGGAGUAAAUCAAAAGGUGUACAGCUAGUGCAAAACUGAAUGAUAGAAAAUAUUUCCUAGAUAUUUCUAUAAAUCACAUGUAAUUUGCAAGUUUUAGGGAUUCGUAUUCUCUGUAACUUCAAAUUAAGCAUAUAAGAAACAGAAAUUUAAAAUGAACACUUUAGGAUUAUUACCAAGAUUUAGAUGUUUUUAAUUAAACUUUCCUAUUUCUUUUUUUUCCCCCCACAAGUGCAUGUUUCUAUUUCCAAAUCCAUUGAGGAAAAUAAUAAAAGUAUUUAAAAACUA
Miniopterus natalensis is the source of this 1438-nucleotide messenger RNA. RefSeq names its product epiphycan (gene EPYC). NCBI's taxonomy places the organism in Eukaryota, Metazoa, Chordata, Mammalia, Chiroptera, Miniopteridae. Gene Ontology annotation, molecular function: protein binding. Gene Ontology annotation, biological process: articular cartilage development; bone development. The record is from RefSeq and is a predicted model, not a curated record. Gene Ontology annotation, cellular component: extracellular matrix.